Cloeon dipterum is the source of this 938-nucleotide messenger RNA. RefSeq lists its product as uncharacterized. The record is from RefSeq and is a predicted model, not a curated record. Gene Ontology annotation, molecular function: zinc ion binding. The coding region runs from base 85 to 849 and encodes 254 amino acids. Gene Ontology annotation, cellular component: nucleus. The transcript has 5 exons. NCBI's taxonomy places the organism in Eukaryota, Metazoa, Arthropoda, Insecta, Ephemeroptera, Baetidae.
UCAGCUGCGGGGGAAAAUCAACACAACACAAACACUGACGCCGAAACGGCUGUUGUUGUCGGCUGAGAAUUUGACAUUUCUGCGAUGGACGCCCUAAAACUUUGCCGAUUUUGCCACCAAAAGGGUCAGAUCGAUUUGAACCAAGACAAAUCGGGUGAAUUAGUGAAGAGAAUUAAACUGGUCGUUUCAUUCAAGUUUGAGCUUCGGCCGGAGCUGUCCACUCUACUCUGCAAGGAAUGCUUCAAGGAUAUUAAGACGUCUUACGCGUUUCAGAUGAAAUGCCUGAAACACGAAAACCUUAUGCGGAAGAGAGCAAAACUCCUGGCCCCUGAGGUCAAGGUUGACAGUUAUUCGACUGAUGUCAACGAAUCCAAUACCACCUCAUUGCUUUCGGACUCGGGCCUGCAAGUUCUGCGACAGAACAUCAAACAGCUGAACGAUCAAAUCGCUACAAUGAAGCAGGAUAAAAUCCUUUUCGUGGACAAAAUAAAAAUUCUCGAGCAGGAGAGGGAUGACCUGAAGAGAUCUUUGAUGCAGUACACCAUAACCCUACCUGAUAUUACGAAAAACAUAUCGAGCCUGUUGUCCCGCAUGGAGCAGCAGUUCGUCAACAUGAACACUCGCAUAAUUCCUGACAAUUACGUGGAGACGAGAGCCAGGAGUCCCAUUGUCUCGAUUUCAGUAAACCAAAAGUCCUGCGAUUUGGACGAUGAAAUGGUUAUUGGAGACAUGAACGAAGAUGAGGAUGAGGACGAGUUGCUGCUGCAAGGUGUCACGACAAUUUGGGAUCCAAGUGCACACAAAUCUAAUUUUUAUACAGUCCUUGUGGCAAGACGACCGAUAACUUAGGAUCGGUGAAAGAAAACUAAAAAAUGUAUUAAGUGUGGCACAUGACUGUUGUAAUAUUUUCAUAAACAAAACACUGCCAAUAACCUCUA